Molecule: messenger RNA, 3531 nt
Organism: Pongo pygmaeus (Bornean orangutan)
Lineage: Eukaryota; Metazoa; Chordata; Mammalia; Primates; Hominidae
Gene: A4GALT
Product: alpha 1,4-galactosyltransferase (P1PK blood group)
Exons: 3
Coding region: 1707-2768 (353 amino acids)
Biological process (GO): glycosphingolipid biosynthetic process
Molecular function (GO): galactosyltransferase activity
Source: RefSeq, a predicted model, not a curated record
CCUGUAGUGCCGUGGCACCAUCUCGGCUCACUGCAACCUCCGCCUCCUGGGUUCAGGCGAUUCUCAGCCUCCCGAGUGGCUAGGAUUACAGGUGCCAGCCACCAUGCCUGGCUAAUUUUUGUAUUUUUAGUAGAGACGACGUUUCACCAUGUUGGCUAGGUUGAUCUUUUUUUUUUUUUUUUUUGACACAGGACCUUGCUCUGUUGCCCAAGCUGGUGUGCAGUUAUGAAACCCUGGCUCAGUCUUCUGGGCACAAACCAUCCUCCCACCUCAGCCUCCCGAGUAGCUGGGACUACAGGCACAUGCUAAUUUUUGUAUUUUUUGAAGAAACGGGGUUUCACUAUGUUGCCAGUCUGGUCUCGGACUCCUGGGCUCAAGCAAUGCUCCCGCCUUGACCUUCCAAAAUUCUGGAAUUACAGGAGGGAGCCACCAUUCCUGCCAUUUUUUUUUUUUUUUUUUUUUUGAGACAGAGUCUUGCUCUGUUGCCAAGGCUGGAGUGUGGUGGUAUGAGCAUAGCUCACUGCAGCCUCAGCCUUCUGGGCUCACGCAGUCCUCCCACCUCAGCUUCCUGAGUAGCUGGGACUACCGCGCCUGGCUAAUUGUUUUAUUUUUAUUUUUUGUAGUGAUGUGGUCUCCCUAUGUUGCCCACGCAACUCUUGGCCUCAAGAUUCUCCUUCCUCAGCCUCCCAAAGUGCUGGGAUUACAGGCAUGCACCACUGUGCCUGGCCUCUGGCUAAUUUUUUUAUUUUUAUUUUUUGUAGAAAUGAGGUCUUCCUGUGUUGCCCAGGCUGGUAUUGAACUCUUGGCUUCAAGAUCCUCCCACCUCAGCCUCCCAAAGUGCUGGGAUUACAGGUGUGAGCCACCUCGCCCAGCCAACACCUGAUGUCUGUCUGUCUGUCUUUUUUUUUUUUUUUGACGGAAUUUCGCUCUUGUUGCCCAGGCUGGAGUGCAAUGGCACGGUCUUGGCUCACUGCACCCUCCACCUCCCGGGUCCAGGCAAUUCUCCUGCCUCAGCCUUCCAAGUAGCUGGGAUUACAUGUGCCCACCACCAUGCCUGGCUAAUUUUUGUAUUUUUAGUAGAGGUGGGGUUUUGCCAGGUUGGCCAGGCUGGUCUCGAACUCCUAACCUCAGGUGAUCCACCUGCUUCGGCCUCCCAAAAUGCUGUGAUUACAGGUGUGAGCCACCUCGCCCAGACAGCACCUAAUGUAUUUCUUCACUAAUUUUCCCCUACUAGAAUGUCAGCUCCAUGAAGCCAAAGACAAUCCUUCUCUUUCCUGUGGUACAUAUUCCCUGACCUUGGAGAGGGGCCGUCGCAACGUUGGCGCCCGGGCACUUGUUGGAUGAACAGUCGAGGUGCUAAGGGCAGUGCUGGGGACUUGUCUGGUUUCUUUCCAGGAUGACUUCUUGCACGAGGUUGGGCAGAAACUCUCACCUGUGAAUUGUCACCUCCUGAUUUCUUUGUCUUCUGCACCCUUGGCCUUGACCCAAGGGGGCAGGUGGCACGGAGCCGCUCUAAGAGAUGGAUUUGCAGCCGCUGCAAGUGUGUGGAAGGGCCGUGUUCGUGUUGGCAAAGAAGGUCGGCUGCUGAGCCAGGGCGUGUCUCCCGGAGGCCUGUGGGCUGCCAGGAUCCCCACCUCUCUGCAAUGGGCUGCCCAGGCUGACCAGCCGGUUCCUGCUGGAAGCUCCUGGUCUGAUCUGGAGAUACCAUGUCCAAGCCCCCCGACCUCCUGCUGCGGCUGCUCCGGGGCGCCCCAAGGCAGCGGGUCUGCACCCUGUUCAUCAUCGGCUUCAAGUUCACGUUUUUCGUCUCCAUCAUGAUCUAUUGGCACGUUGUGGGAGAGCCCAGGGAGAAAGGGCAGCUCUAUAACCUGCCAACAGAGAUCCCCUGCCCCACCUUGGCACCCCCCACCCCACCCUCCCACGGCCCGGCUCCAGGCAACAUCUUCUUCCUGGAGACUUCAGACCGGACCAACCCCAACUUCCUGUUCAUGUGCUCGGUGGAGUCGGCAGCCAGAACUCACCCCGAAUCCCACGUGCUGGUCCUGAUGAAAGGGCUUCCGGGUGGCAACGCCUCCCUGCCCCGGCACCUGGGCAUCUCACUUCUGAGCUGCUUCCCAAAUGUCCAGAUGCUCCCGCUGGACCUGCGGGAGCUGUUCCGGGACACACCCCUGGCCGACUGGUACACGGCCGUGCAGGGGCGCUGGGAGCCCUACCUGCUGCCCGUGCUCUCCGACGCCUCCAGGAUCGCACUCAUGUGGAAGUUCGGCGGCAUCUACCUGGACACGGACUUCAUUGUUCUCAAGAACCUGCGGAACCUGACCAACGUACUGGGCACCCAGUCCCGCUACGUCCUCAACGGCGCCUUCCUGGCCUUCCAGCGCCGGCACGAGUUCAUGGCGCUGUGCAUGCGGGACUUCGUGGACCACUACAACGGCUGGAUCUGGGGUCACCAGGGCCCGCAGCUGCUCACGCGGGUCUUCAAGAAAUGGUGUUCCAUCCGCAGCCUGGCCGAGAGCCGCGCCUGCCGCGGCGUCACCACCCUGCCCCCCGAGGCCUUCUACCCCAUCCCCUGGCAGGACUGGAAGAAGUACUUUGAGGACAUCAGCCCCGAGGAGCUGCCGCGGCUGCUCAACGCUACCUAUGCUGUCCACGUGUGGAACAAGAAGAGCCAGGGCACGCGGUUCGAGGCCACGUCCAGGGCGCUGCUGGCCCAGCUCCAUGCCCGCUACUGCCCCACGACGCACGAGGCCAUGAAGAUGUACUUGUGAGGGGCCUGCCAGGUCACCUCCGCGACCCGCUCCUGAUGGAGGGGGCACUGGGCCGCCCUUCCUGGGGAGGCAAGAUUAGAGGCCCGGGAGAGGGAGGCCUGAGCUGCCACCGGGCUUAGGCAGGCUGUUGAGGAGCUGUGGGAGCAGGCCCAGUGGGAGGCUGUGGACACCCCCAGGACAGUGUCCUGUCUCGAGGCAGGGCUGACACAUGGUGCCAUAGCCAGCGGAGUGAGCUCAGUGAGCGCCCCGGGCCUUCUAGACGACAGGCAGGAAGGAUGAACCUCAGGGCACCCCCAGGUGGCAUGGAAAGCCAGGCAGUUGGGACAGAGGUGCCCACGAGAGCAGAGGCCGGUGCUAAGGGGAUGGAGAAGGAGGGACAAGAUUCCCAGAGAGGAGAGGAGGCUGUUGGUAGGAAAGUGGCAGGGCUGGGGGAGACCCAGCCCCAAGGGUCUGGGGCAGAGGAUGCUUUGCUCUUUUCUGGUUUUGAUUCGUCUUUCGGGGGGCGGUCAACAGGGACUGAGUGGGGCAGAGGCCCAGCAGUGCCAGCCUGGGGAGCCCUUUAGGGGCAGCCCCUCCUGCCCACCCAUCCUUCCUCCUCUCCAGAGAUGCCAGGGGGCGUGUAUGCUCUGCCCCUUCCCUCAGAUGGGGACUGGGUGGGGAGGCUCUUUAGGCCCAGGAGAAGCAUUUUAAAGAAAUCCCCACCCCGCCGCCCGCAUUAUAAACACAGGAGAAUAAUCAAUAGAAUAAAAGUGACAGACUGUCA